CGUUUACUUCACUGAGUGAGGGAGGGAGACGGUUCACGGUUGAGUGAGUUGAGUCUGGGCGGAAAGAGGAAGCUGGUUAAAUAGGCUGCUAGGGAGAAUACGAUGUAGCAACACUGUAACAACGGAGGAAUCGAUUUUGAAACAGAAUUAACAAAGCGGAAGACAUUUUAUAAAGAUAAACGACCUUGUAGUUAUUUUUGACUGCAUUUACGUGGUAAACUUUCAAAACUGUGAGUAGCUAGGGAUUGUUAUUGAAACUGGCAACAUUUCUGUGCUGCGUCCUGCUGAAUGAGUGCUUCUUAGUAGCAACAAGUAAAAUAGUUUUGAUGAUAGCCUAAACUCGCCGAGGAAUGCCGAGAUUGUAGUUGACUUUGUAUUAGGUUACUGUAGUUUCAAACCGUUUAACCAAUAGUCCGUUAAUCUCAACAAAAUUAAAUGCAUUGGUAGCUGCUGUCGUGAAAGCCUACUGUUACUUGAUACAUUUUCUAACCCUCUACUUCUCAUUUCAAUUGCAACCCAAUGAGUGUGUCACCUUUGUUACCAUGUAUGAGGAUGAAUGAGACCGUGCUCUUUGUCGAGGAAGAAGAGGCGGACAAGACAAAUCAGCAGGUUGAAGAGGACAAUGUCUCCAGGAAGAUGGUUACUGUCGACUGGGACCAAUGGGACAAGCUACUGCUGCCCUCUACACUGGACUCUGGUGUGCACAGUCUGGACACAGUGUAUGACAGAACCACUGUGAUGAUUGAACAAGACCCAGUGGGUUCUAGAACUGACAAUAAAGAGGAGGAAGAGGACCUGAUGAUGUACCUACAUGAGGGAUGUGAGACGGAGGGCCGUGGAGGUCUGGAAGACCACUGGCAGGCCAUGUCACAGGGGUACAUCCACCACACCAUCUCCCAGGACCAGAUCCAGUUCACCAUCAACCCUGGUUCCACACCCAUGCCACGGCACAUCCAGGGGGCCACCAUCACACUGCACUCUGAGUGCCCAGAUACCCACCACAGCGAGGUGAAGCGUUACCAGUGUCUAUACGAGGACUGUACUCGUACCUACAGCACAGCAGGGAACCUGCGUACCCACCAGAAGAGACAUAGAGGAGAAUACACGUUUGUCUGCAACCAGUUGGGCUGUGACAAGGCCUUCCUCACCUCCUACAGUCUGAAGAUCCACGUCCGCGUUCACACCAAGGAGAAGCCCUUCGAGUGUGACCAACAGGGCUGUGAGAAGGCCUACAACACACUGUACAGGCUGAAAGCCCACCAGAGACUGCACACAGGGAACACGUUUAACUGCGAGUCAGACGGAUGCACCAAGUACUUCACCACUCUGAGUGACCUGAGGAAACACAUCCGGACACACUCCAAGGAGAGGCCCUUCAGGUGUGACCAUCCUGGCUGUUACAAGGCGUUCACCUCUAGUGACCAUCUCCAAACACACAUCCUGGGACAAAUAGGUGAAGGUGAGCCACCCCUCCUUCAGGUGGACACAGAUGGUGAUAACUCCCUAAGCUCCUCCAACAGUCCGAGGGACAACAUCAAAGGUCACGACCCUGGACCGUCAGCUGACAUAAUUCACAGCCACUCCCUCUCAGACGAUUUGAAUCCUCGUUCCCCAUGUCUCAGUGAUAGGAGCCUGAUUUCCACUGCUUCUCAGCUCCGAGAAAGUAAUUCUGAUGCCCUGGACCUGGUGUUUGAGUUGCUGUUUCAAGACAAGCCCCAGACACAGGAUGUGUCAUCGGUGGCAGUGCCCUCGUAUAGUUUGGAGAACCCAUCUCUAACCGUGGUGCUGUCAGAAGCAUCUCACCCUUUCAUUUCUACCUUUCCUGAGCCCUCUGACUCUACCCCUAGUGAACCCCGUCCUGUACCCUUCACCUCUGGGUGUAUCCCGAGUGAACCCCGUCCUGUACCCCAGCCCACCGCUCUCCUCACCCCUGAGUGCACCCCUGGUGAACCCUGUCCAGUUCUUGUUUCUACCAUGAUCAGUGAUACACCUAAACAUGAGGUGAUUCCAGAACAGCCAUCCAAUCAGAGCCUACUACAACAGCUAGCCUCAUCGCUCCAUUCCCAACCAGGCUCCACCCAGAGUGUACUAUCACAGCCAACCACCACCCUCCAUUCCCAACCAGGCUCCACCCAGAGUGUACUAUCACAGCCAACCACCACCCUCCAUUCCCAACCAGGCUCCACCCAGAGCAUACUACUACAGCCAGCUGCCAUGUCCUCCAUCUAUUCUCAACCAGGCCCAUACCCUCCACCCUCCAGCUCCUCCCUCCAGGCCCCACUAACACCCCUCUCCCUGGGGUACUCUACUCCUCCUACGGUCCCUGCCCACAGUACCAUCCAGCCCAUCACCUUGUCCACUCAGAACCUCCAGUGGCUGUUGAACAGUAUCAAUGAUCCGAGGCAGCAGGACAUGCAGACACAGCUAUCCCAACAACACAGUGGCUCGACACUAGAGAAGCUCUAUUUCACCACAGAAAUACCAAUAGGAGGGAACACAGGGACAGCUCUGCAGCAGAUAGGCCUGAGCCUGCCUGUCAUCGUAAUUAGACAGGGAGAGUCAUGCCAGUGUCGGUGCCCCUGCAGAGACGGCAGCGCAGCAUCAGACACAGAGAAACAGACUGGUGCCCAGUUCCUUCAGUCCCAGGACCUAUCAACCCAGGACCCACCCCCCCAGCCCCAGGACUCACCACCCCAGCCCCCUCAGCCCCAGGACCCACCACCCCAGCCCCCUCAGCCCCAGGACCCACCACCCCAGCCUACUCCACCAUAGCAUCCUCAACCUCCACCUGUACAUCCCCCAUGAAAAUUCAAGUCAACAUUUUUAUUACUGGAGAAACUGUUCCUGUUCCUUAUCCAACUGAGGUGUCUCUAUGCACUGUGCUGUGUACUUAACUCUUUCUGUUGUUAAUACCUAGUUCAAGAUCAGGUCUCCAUACCCUGUCCCCAUAACCUCAAUCAAUAGUAACCCAACCAACUCCGGACUGGUUGCUGAGGGUAGAAAGCAAUCAUGUGCUGCAUUUCAGUGUGGAUCAGGUCAAUUGUGGUAGCAGACUAGCGGUCUAUUAUGAAUUGGGCUUGAACAGUGGCUGGCCGCUGAAUGUAGUGUGGAAAACGGUUGACUAGAGCACAAAUCCUCUUGUAGCAACAUUCCUCUUUACAUCCAGUCCCACUGGAAACAUGAAAGGUGACAUUUAUUUUUGAUGGCGCAGAAAGGUACAGCACUGUUAGAACAGACUAUCACUCCCCAAGCAGUACUUAACAUUGCAUUUUUUGCCAAAUGUGUGUGGAAUGCAAAUUGUUGUGGCAUCGCGUGCGUCAUGUAUCCGUACCGUUUCAUUCUGAAACCUGCAAAUGAUCUCUGUGUAUUCAAGGAUGUGGAAUAAUGGGAGAUGUAAGUAGCAAAUGAUCUCUGUGUAUUCAAGGAUGUGGAAUAAUGGGAGAUGUAAGUAGCAAAUGAUCUCUGUGUAUUCAAGGAUGUGGAAUAAUGGGAGAUGUAAGUAGCAAAUGAUCUCUGUGUAUUCAAGGAUGUGGAAUAAUGGGAGAUGUAAGUAGCAAAUGAUCUCUGUGUAUUCAAGGAUGUGGAAUAAUGGGAGAUGUAAGUAGCAAAUGAUCUCUGUGUAUUCAAGGAUGUGGAAUAAUGGGAGAUGUAAGUAGCAAAUGAUCUCUGUGUAUUCAAGGAUGUGGAAUAAUGGGAGAUGUAAGUAGCAAAUGAUCUCUGUGUAUUCAAGGAUGUGGAAUAAUGGGAGAUGUAAGUAGCAAAUGAUCUCUGUGUAUUCAAGGAUGUGGAAUAAUGGGAGAUGUAAGUAGCAAAUUCUGCUCUAACAAUGCAGUGCAGUACAUUUAGACACUAGCAAACUAACCUGGCAAUGCACAAAUAUUAGUUUUUUCUUCAACGUUUUCUUCAAUGUUCACAAUAUAAGUGUUUUUAACAUGUCA
Molecule: messenger RNA, 3938 nt
Organism: Oncorhynchus mykiss (rainbow trout)
Lineage: Eukaryota; Metazoa; Chordata; Actinopteri; Salmoniformes; Salmonidae
Product: metal regulatory transcription factor 1
Biological process (GO): regulation of transcription by RNA polymerase II
Cellular component (GO): nucleus
Source: RefSeq, a predicted model, not a curated record